AUGGCAGUUGAUAGUGGAACUGAAGAUAAAAUCAAUAGAAUAUGUCGUCAAAUGGAAGAAUUUGAGUUUUGCAGCCAAACCUUCCAUCAGAAUUUGAAAGGUGAUUCAGCAGACUAUAUAGGACUAACUGAAAUAGCGAACAAUCAAGUGAGCACGUAUACAGCAAGUACACUUGUUUACAUUCAACAACUUUUGAGAAGCGUAAGUGAUCCAGUAACAAGAAACAGGUUAAUAGUAUGUGAAAAUGGAUAUUAUGUAGUAAAUGAAACAUUUUUAGAAGGGAUAAGGUUGUUCUCAGAAAGAAAUUAUAAGGGAAUGUUGAAUACUGAGAAGAUAGCACCGAGAGCGCAAGCAAGUUGUAUUUCAAUAUUCAGCACUAUACCACCACCCGAACAAAAUCCACUUGUUGAUAUUAAUAGGAGGAUGAGAAUCCUCAUUGCUAUGGCUAUAGUAUCUGGCUCUAGCAUUGGUUGA
This is a messenger RNA of Cucumis melo (muskmelon), 474 nucleotides long. RefSeq lists its product as uncharacterized. Lineage: Eukaryota; Viridiplantae; Streptophyta; Magnoliopsida; Cucurbitales; Cucurbitaceae. Bases 1 to 474 code for a protein of 157 amino acids. The record is from RefSeq and is a predicted model, not a curated record. Gene Ontology annotation, biological process: negative regulation of catalytic activity. Gene Ontology annotation, molecular function: pectinesterase inhibitor activity. The transcript has a single exon.